Messenger RNA from Setaria italica (foxtail millet), 2252 nucleotides. Its product is annotated as DPH4 homolog. The transcript has 3 exons. Gene Ontology annotation, molecular function: metal ion binding. Gene Ontology annotation, cellular component: cytosol; nucleus. The coding region runs from base 1463 to 2164 and encodes 233 amino acids. Gene Ontology annotation, biological process: protein histidyl modification to diphthamide; tRNA wobble uridine modification. The record is from RefSeq and is a predicted model, not a curated record. NCBI's taxonomy places the organism in Eukaryota, Viridiplantae, Streptophyta, Magnoliopsida, Poales, Poaceae.
AUCUCAUCGGUGUGUGUACAUGGGCCGAGCUGAAUCCAAAUCUGAAUGAUGCUAGGCCGUACAUGUUGUAGGUUAACAUACAGCAUAGAGUUCCUUCUCUAUGGACCAUGCUUGGUGUAGUGCAUGAUUAUGAUCGAUCUCGCUUGAUACUUUUCUUGCUUCAUCAUGUCCAUGACACUGCGCCUUGACCAAUGGAACUUUUUUUAUCAGACAAGAGUUGCCUGUCAAUAUGUUGUUCUUGCUGAAACCUGACAAAGUCAGCUGAGCUUUUUCCUGAGAAACUGUCCCCAAAAGCUCAGUAUCAACACGCCUCGUCCCUAAGCUCCGGUAGAGCUGGGAUGAGCUGAAUCUGAAUCUGAAUGGUGCUAAUACCAAGUGAUCUGAUUUGCUAGAUGUGGCGGAUUAGAGGGUGGUUUGCCUAGGUUCUAUUUGCACGUCAUGACUGUAAAAUAUUGAUUGCUGUUUUUGGUUUUGUGGUUGUCUUGAAAUAGUUCUGGUAUUCUCACUGAAUAAGUUAAGGCUUCAUCUUUAAAUGGGUUUUUCUUGUCAGGAUGUUUAAUGUGUGUCUCGUGAAUUCUUUGUUUGGAGACUUGUUUGGGAUCAUGAGCAUGGACCACACUGAAUACCUACGAAACACGGAUACUCCACCUGGGGACCGUAUCCCGUAUCGGAUACGUAUCCGAUACGGAUGCGCCCCGGAUACAUAUCCGUGGUGUAUCCACGUAUACCCGAUUAAAUGGGCCGAAAACUUCGGAUCGGAAACGUUUCCGCGCCUGGAUUCGGCCCAGCCGGCCCAACAUCACAGCACAUCCCACCUCCUGCCCUACUCCCGUGACCCGUCGGGCGUCGGCUCUCCCACGCGCAGCCGCCUCACGCAGCGCAUCGCCGCAUUCUCCCGCUCGACCUGACGGCUGACGCAGCGCCUCCGCCUCUCGUCGGCCGCCGUCCGCUGGCCGCCGUCCGUGAGGCCGCCUCCUGCCAGCCGCCGUCCGCCUCCCGCGGCCACGGGCCGCGAGGCCGCCUCCCGCCGGCCGCAGGCUGCCUCCCGUCGGCCUCCGUUCGCCCGUGAUUACUCCCGUCGGCCUCCGGCGUAAGGAGCCCCAGCCCCUGUUCAGGCCUAGGAUUUUGGCGCAAAAAGGAUUUCGAAGGCCCAAGUGACCGACCAGUGCCUGGUGGUCGUCAGCCCAUAUGCCAUCCCCGGUCCCCCUCCGCGUCCAUCCGCCAUGCCGCCGCCAGCCCCGGAGCUGCUCGAGUGCCGACCCAAUGCGGUCACCGUCAAUCGGUUCUCCAGCCGUCUAGCGCCACCGCGGUGAGGCUCUCCAGCAGGCAGGAGCGCCCGAGCGUCGGCCGCUUUGCGCCGCCCCUUCUCCGAGCAGUUGCGCAACUGCCAAUCGCCAGUCGCUACGCACCAUAAGGGGAGCCAUCUCCUCUCCUCGCCACCUGUUUGGGCCACGGGGGAGCCAUGCUGUGUAGCCUUCCUCGCCUCUUGGGCCGCUUGAAGAGCCGAAGAGGAAUCGUUGACAACGCCUUACGCCUGUACAUCUUGGCGAGGACCCAAGGCCAAAUCGCCGCCUACCUUCUCAGCGUCUGCACUCCAUUGGUGCACCGGUGUAGAUCUAGCUGUGGUCAGGCUUCCACUAUGGUUCUAGGCAGCAAUAUUUCCAUCCAGAAAACCUUGUACGAGGUUUUAUCUGUGAGUGAAGAUGCUACAUAUGGCGAAAUCCGUGCAGCGUACAAGUCUGCUGCUCUUAACACACAUCCUGACAAAGGACAUAUGACUCUUGAAUCAUCUGUGCCUUCCAGUGAGCAACAAGAAUUUUUGAGCGUGCAGAGAGCAUGGGAAAUCCUACGCCAUCCUGCAUCUAGAGCAGACUACGAUAAGCAGCUGCAAUCAUCCAGGCAGAACAUUGAGAUCAUUGCAUCUGAAAUCAAAAUUGGGGACAUGAUCGUGGAGAGCACUGCUGAUACUGUGGAGUUGUUGUACCCAUGCAGGUGUGGCGAUUAUUUUUCUAUCACUUCGUGUGAGCUUGGCGAUAUGGGGAUUUUGGUCAGUGGAGAUGGAGAAGUGGAACAGCAGGCGUCUGAUUCUUCAUCAGCUUUUGUUGUUCUGGGCUGUGGUUCUUGUUCUCUUAAAGUACGGUUGAUCAUAAAUGAAACUUUGUGAUACAUUUGAACUCUGUUUGUAUGUUGUUCAGCAAUGAUCUGUUUGAUCAAAUGACCACAUAAUUUUUUAAGAUUAUUUGUUCUUCAAA